Molecule: messenger RNA, 3671 nt
Organism: Danio aesculapii
Lineage: Eukaryota; Metazoa; Chordata; Actinopteri; Cypriniformes; Danionidae
Gene: ncaldb
Product: neurocalcin delta b
Exons: 6
Coding region: 393-971 (192 amino acids)
Biological process (GO): calcium-mediated signaling
Cellular component (GO): cytosol
Molecular function (GO): calcium ion binding; actin binding; tubulin binding
Source: RefSeq, a predicted model, not a curated record
CUUACUUGAAGAAGGAUCAAAGGGACUUUAGCCGCCAGACUUCACCUGUGUGCUAUCUAUAGAGCAUUAGAUAAUGACCUGACUUCAGAGGCUUCUCAGGCAGGUCAUGUGACCAGCAGCUUUGACGUCACUGUGGGAGGCAGUUUGGUGCUCUGAACUAAGCUGCGAGUGAGUCUUGUGGAGUGUUUCGUUGGAGCUGCUGGUUGCAUCAAAGCUUGUUCCUGAUACCUGUGGCUGCAAACCAACACCGAGGCAACCAAACGCCUCUUCCCUGUGGAGCUCCCCGGGUUAUGGCCAUCUAAAAUCUUACAGUACAACAACACAACAACCACCUGAGAAAAAACAACUCAUAAAGGUUUGGACCUACUUGAGGCUGAAUCCAGAGCAUCGACAUGGGAAAACAGAACAGCAAGCUCCGUCCCGAGGUGAUCCAGGACCUGCUGGACAACACAGAUUUCACCGAGCAUGAGAUCUUGGAGUGGUACAAGGGUUUUCUGCGGGACUGUCCCAGCGGGGCGCUCAGCAUGGAGGAGUUCAAGAAGAUCUACGGCAACUUCUUCCCUUACGGAGACGCAUCGAAGUUCGCAGAGCACGUCUUCCGAACCUUCGACGCCAAUGGAGAUGGGACAAUAGAUUUCAGAGAGUUCAUCAUUGCGCUGAGCGUCACAUCACGCGGCCGCUUGGAUCAGAAGCUCAAAUGGGCCUUCAGUAUGUACGAUCUGGACGGCAACGGAUACAUCAGCAAGGCGGAGAUGCUGGAGAUUGUGCAGGCCAUCUACAAGAUGGUAUCUUCUGUGAUGAAAAUGCCAGAGGACGAGUCCACACCUGAGAAGCGCACAGACAAGAUCUUCCGUCAAAUGGACACAAAUCGUGAUGGUAAGCUGUCGCUUGAGGAGUUUGUAGAGGGCGCAAAGAACGACCCAUCCAUCGUGCGACUUUUGCAGUGUGACCCAAGCAGCGCCGGCCAGUGAAUCGAAAGCACAGUCUCCCAACAGUCAUAACCUCUAUUACACAAAUCAUUCUGUCCCAUCUCCUUUUGAACAUCAACAGAGCCUGGACUCCAAAACUACACCCCCUUACUCAGUGUCUGAGGAUUUCACACUGAUGUUUUUUGUUUUAGGGUAACUGACAAACAGAGAUUGCGGACAUUAAGAUGUGUCUCUCGGUCCUUUGAAUUACUCUUAUAAGGCUUUUUUUUUGCUAACAACACAAAAGGCAGUGAUGUAAUUGGCAUCACUUAUUGUCUUGUUAAUUUUUGGGAUUGAAAUCAACCCUUUAAAAGGGCUCUAAAUAUAAACAGAGGUUGCCUGAGAUGGAGCUGAAGCGAAAAUUUUCCAAGCACGCAAAAAAUGCACAGAAUGAUAAAGUAACACUUUGUCAAUAACCAUAGCUUAUUUAAUAAUUAUUAUUUUUAAGAAUUUACUAAAUUAAGUCAUUUUACGCAUAUAUUAACGAAUAUCAUUCCUAAGGGUUCCUAGUGUUUCAAUUACAUUCAGCACAUACAUUUAUUUAUGAGAAGCACUUGGGCGUUUUUUUUUUACUUGAAGUGUUUUUCCAACAUUUAUUGCAUUAUGUCAGAGAGCCUGUGCUAGAUAUUCUUAAAGGGGUAUAUUUUGUCAUGAUGGUGCUCCUUUUAUGAGCAUCCGUAUAAUCGUUAAAAUAAAAACACACACACUUUUUUAAACUUUAAUACUCGCUGCAUACUGUAGGACUGACUAACCGUAUAGUUGAACGAUAUCAUUAAGCAAAGAACUAUUUUCAUAGGGACAAAUAUAAUAUCAAUCCUGCUGCUUCAAAAGAGAGAAACAUGAAAAAGUAUUAGGAAAAAAAUGUAGAUAUAAUUUAUGGUGGAGUGGUACAAAUUUAUCACAUCACAAAAAAAAACUAUCAUUGAAAUGACGUUUUCUUUUAUUUCAAAUAAUCCUUUGUACAGUAAAAGCCAACAUAGGCUCAUUCAGAAAACAUAGCCCUUUAUACAGGAUGUUUCUGGAGAUUGUGACUUAAGUAGCCAGAGCUACGUAUGGCUGCAUUUCUUAAAACGAACGCUGUACAGGACGGUAUGACGCGGUUCCUUUACUCGCUUAAGUUACCAGCUGAAUGCUUACCUCCAUAUGGACGCCAUUUCCGCUGUUACCAGUUUGUCCGGUAACUCGACACUUACAACAGGGGUCGAGUCGGGUGAAAAACAAUUCCAGAAAGCAGGUAAGAUGAAAAACAAAGCCAAAAAAUGAAAUAAACAAGUAAAUAAUUGAGUGAGAACGUAGUCCAAUCUGAAAACGAGGCAAAAAUCAGGCGAGGGCUUUUCUUUUUCGGGAUUGCUUUUCAAAACACUGCGGUUUGGUUUAGGGAAGUGGUAGACGGGUCAAUCGGCGCUGUUUAAGUCAGUCAGUCAACAGCGGCCUCUAGUGGAUUAAUGUGAGAACAGCAGGCGUGAAUGGCACUCGCAAGAGAAAUGUGAGAUCUGAAAAAGCGUACACAGCGGCCUCUGGCGGAUUUGCGAAAACAAAACAACCAAAAACUGCAAAAAACCCACCCCUUGGGACGUAUUUUGCUCUCUCUAGACCAGAAAUGUAUAUAAGAGUACGUUUUCAGAAUGAGCCUGGGUUGGUAUCUAUUUAGGACUGUAACAAUGAACAGCGAAGACCACACGUUUCUAUGCACAUUCACAAUAGACCAUUUACUUAUCGACCAGCCAACAGAUUCACUUCAGCUUAUUAUAGGCACACUUUCCAGACGCAGAUUCAGUCAAAUCUCUGACCACACCAUCAGCUGUCAAAUAAAAAGUACAUAUUUUAGAUGUACCUCAAGACGAAUUGAAUGUUGUUUGGCUUAGAAAGCUGAAACUUGACUGAAAUCUUGGUAUCCGGUUCUUAUAUAUCAUGGGAAACAGCUUAAAUCAGUUUGCACGUUCUACAUGUGGGUCUGCACCUCAAACUGAAUGUAUUUUCUUCAUUUACUGGUACGUUCUGUACAUUUCAGGAUGUGUGUAUGUGGUGCUUUUUUCAUGUGUAUUCAGUGUUUGUCUAUGCAUGUAUUUUGACCAGCACUUGAGUUUAAAAAAGAAAAGAAAUACUGUCGGUGACUUUUGGAGGAUAUUAAUGUGUACGAUUAUUUCUGCACAACCUCAGGGUUAGAAGUGGUUUGAAAGUGCAAGUGUAAAUGAUGGCAUAUGUAUUUUUGUGUGUCAUGCAAAUCAGUAGUCUAUUAUAUAAAUACACAAACACUCGCUCACAUGCAAACCACGUCAUAUUUGUAAGAUGGAUAGCCAUUAUAAGCUUUCUGUGGUUUCCACUGAAGUUGCUGUGAAGUCAAGGUUGUAAUGAUCAAAUUUAUUUAAGCCAUUAGAACAACUUGUGAAGGAGCUUAAUAUUAAAACUAAUCACUGCUGAUGAGUUUUGUAUUUUUAAUUCUCCUUCUUUAUUAAAAGAUAUAUAUAUAUUCUUCAUUUCUAAACCCCACGAGACAGCAACAUGUGGUCAAGUGCCAAACACAGGUAAAUAUAUAUGGCAAACCAACAGUGUUCUAUCACUUUAUGCUGUACAACUGUUAUCUGUCAAACUAAAUGUUUGUCACUUUGUAGUUUUUAUAUGGUAACCUGUACAUUGUGUGUGUAGAUAUUAUUAACGCAGGCAUCUGUUUUGAUUAUAUCAUAAAUAAAAAUCUGAAAUAAA